Lottia gigantea (owl limpet) is the source of this 762-nucleotide messenger RNA. RefSeq lists its product as hypothetical. The record is from RefSeq and is a predicted model, not a curated record. The coding region runs from base 91 to 693 and encodes 200 amino acids. Gene Ontology annotation, cellular component: cytoplasm; nucleus. Lineage: Eukaryota; Metazoa; Mollusca; Gastropoda; Lottiidae. The transcript is spliced from 6 exons. Gene Ontology annotation, molecular function: microtubule binding. Gene Ontology annotation, biological process: positive regulation of transcription by RNA polymerase II.
ACAACAUUGAACACAGGUGUCAGAUCCAGUGUAUCAGUUCAUUUUAAGAGGUUUUGUUAUCUGCUUCUGAGGGAUAGAUCGAAUUGAAAAAUGAGUCUUAUUAACCAAGGAAGAAACGAAAUACGAUUUAAUAACAGUGGUGGCAAAUGUCUUUUAGAGAAUUGGGUUGAAGAGAGAAAUGUAUCGCAUUUGGAGCCAUCAGGAAAAGAUCAACAUACAAAAGCCCAUGUAUUUAGAGUUGGUCAUCCAGGCUUAUUAACAACAACUUCUGAUGCUAAGGCUGAAAAUUUAACCACAUUUAGAGUAUCAUAUAAAAAACCAGAAAGUCCUGAUGUCAGACAAAUAGGUGCCAAGAAACAGUUAAUGGAACAGAUGCUUUAUGAACAGAUAAGUAAAGAAGUAAAUGAAGAAUUUAACCCCCCACCACCAGCCACCGAUUUUAGAUCAGUAACAAAAGUUGAUUAUACAAAAGAUUUCACGCCAGAAGAAGUAGUCGUUGACACAUCAAAACACAACUACAAAACUGAACAACCAGUCACAUUCUGGACUGAACAUCGAGAUAGAGUUACUGGUGUUUCUCAAGUCAAGACAAAAGAUAGUGGAUUUAGGAAAAAUGAUGCUUUUAGUAAACCUAUUGAUGAAUAUUGGGAUGAACCUCAACCCUAUGAAUUAGAGAAUUAUCCUAAAAUGUAAAUUUUUAUUAGUUUAAUUGUAAAUAAAUAUAUUUAUUUUAUAAUAAAACAAGUGAAAUAUCAGAUUCAA